CCAGUUUUUGAAAACAAUUUGAGUUGUAAUCAGAGUUUUGUAUUUGAAGUUUUUCUACACUUUCGCAGGUUCACGUAAAUUGCAAACAGAUUUAACUUGAAUUUCCAGUUGCUCGCCAUGGAGAAGAUCAGAGCCAGCGAAGUACGCGAAUUCUUUGUGGGCGACUACAAGGUGCUGGGGCAAUUCGAUAGCGGAAGCUUUGGCGACAUCUUUCUCGGCGUGUCUCUCAACACCGGCGAACAGGUGGCCAUCAAGGUGGAGAAAGCCGGUGCACCGCAUCCUCAGCUGGCCUAUGAGCAUCGAGUGUAUCGGGCCAUUCGACCGGCUCGCGGUUUGCCGCAAAUUUAUUUCUUCAGCGAAGAGGAUGAUUAUUGUGCCCUGGUCAUGGAGUUGUUGGGUCCCUCGCUCAACUAUCUCUUUGAGUUUUGCAGUCGUCGGUUCACCAUGAAGACGGUUCUGAUGCUGGCCAAUGAGAUGCUGUUGCGUCUGGAGCAAGUGCAUAAUCGUGGCUUUGUGCAUCGCGAUAUCAAGCCGGAUAAUUUUCUAAUUGGUCGCGAUAUCAGCAGCAAGCGAGUGCAUCUCAUUGAUUUCGGUUUGUCGAAAAAGUAUUGGGAUCCCAAUACCCAAGUCCACAUUCCAUAUCGUGAGAACUGCAGUUUAACGGGCACCGCUCGCUUCACCUCGAUCUCAUCGCACGAAGGUGUCGAGCAAUCCCGUCGCGAUGAUCUCAUCUCGGUGGGCUAUGUGCUCGUCUAUUUUCUGCGCGGCAAUUUGCCGUGGCAGGGCAUUAAGGCCUCAACCAAACAGCAGAAAUACGAACGCAUCCAUGAACUCAAACGUUCGAUUAGCAAUGAGAAAUUGUGCAAAGGUUUUCCCAGCGAAUUUCUCAUGUAUCUCAACUAUUGCCAUCAGCUGACUUUCAAUGCCGAUCCCGAUUAUAAUAUGCUGCGCAAAAUCUUUCGUCAUUUGCUCUUAAAGUUGUGCGCGACUCCUGCACAGAUCUUUGACUGGGAAGUGCUGACGAUCAAAUAUCAUCGCAAUCAACCCAAUCCGGGCAUUGGUCUCAAAGUUCCUCCUCUCAAAUGCAAAGCGGAUGGCGGCUCCAGCGGUUUUCCCAUUAUACGCAAUGAGAAGUGCAAUCGUUGGUGAAAUUCGUUGUGCAAUCUGUUUAGUUUAAUUUCGCUACAAGCGUGCAUAAAUUUAUCCAUUUAAUCACCCAUUAAUUGGUAGACGCUAUUGUGAUUAACUGUAUCGAAAGUGUAGUAAAUUUGUGGAUAAAAAAAGCAU
Molecule: messenger RNA, 1287 nt
Organism: Drosophila nasuta
Lineage: Eukaryota; Metazoa; Arthropoda; Insecta; Diptera; Drosophilidae
Product: casein kinase I
Exons: 1
Coding region: 118-1149 (343 amino acids)
Biological process (GO): protein phosphorylation
Molecular function (GO): protein kinase activity; ATP binding
Source: RefSeq, a predicted model, not a curated record